Messenger RNA from Saprolegnia parasitica CBS 223.65, 1488 nucleotides. RefSeq lists its product as hypothetical. Gene Ontology annotation, cellular component: nucleus. The coding region runs from base 1 to 1488 and encodes 495 amino acids. The transcript has a single exon. The record is from RefSeq and is a predicted model, not a curated record. Lineage: Eukaryota; Oomycota; Saprolegniomycetes; Saprolegniales; Saprolegniaceae. Gene Ontology annotation, molecular function: protein binding.
AUGUCGAUCGUGCGCAGUGCACCGAGCCUUCGCCUCGUGACGGACGCGACCAAGGGCCGGUCGCUCGUGAUCGCGUCGCCCGACGGUGUCCCCGCCGGCGCUGUCCUCUUUUCUGAAAAGGCGUACGCAGGCAUCGUCCUCUCCGAGUUCAAAGGCACGAUUUGCAACGUCUGCUACAAGGCGGCGGACCCGGACAUUUGCUGCGACGACUGCUCCGAAGUCACCUACUGCAGCGACGAGUGCCAAUCGCUGCUGCAGCACGUGCACGACCUCGAGUGCCCCGUCCUCGAGGACAUUGACGUCAUGGUGAAAAAGUCGGGCACGGACCGCGACCUUCUCCGACUCCUCUUGCGCAUGCUCUGCACGCGCGCGUCCGAGGCGGGUGCUACUACGAGCAGCCACGUCGUCGUCUCGACGUUUGAUCAUGUGCGCGAGAUGGUCCAUGCCACGCACCUCUUGGGCGAUGCAUGGAACGCGUCGGUUGCCUCUGGCGCCGCGAUGCUGCUGACGGCGCUACCGUCGUCCGUGACGGCGUCGCUCACUGUCCACGACGUUGUCGAGCUCGCGGGCCGCGUCAACGAAAACUCGUACUCGGUCGAUUCGUGGACGGGCCAGCCCAUGGUGACAGCAGUGUGCAUGUUUCCCCUCGCCGGCCUCGUCAACCACGCGUGCGACCCCAACUGCACGUGGUCCAACGCCGGCGACUCGACCAUUGCGGUCAAGGCCACUCGGUUCAUUCCAUGCGGCGAGGAAAUUACGCUCACGUAUAUCGACACGAACCGCAGCCGCGACGUCCGGCAGCGCGACCUCGCCGCCACCAAGCACUUUGACUGCCGCUGCGCGCGCUGCACCGAGCCGCUCGCGACGUCGGUGGACCUGCGCGUCGAUGGCGUUUGCUGUGCGUCGUGCGGCGUGGACGGGCUCUUUGUCGGGUCUUUGGACGACCAGACGACACCGUGGGCGUGCAAGGGCUGCAGCCGCCCUGUGAGUGCCGACGCGAUCGAGCAGUUCAAGGUCGAAGCCGCAUCGCUUCUGGCGCGCGCCGAUGCCGCGUACGCCAAGCGCCAGUACAAGGAGACGACCGACCUCCUCGACGACCUCCGCGACCACUACGAUGUGCACUCGACGAACGCCUCGGACCUCUUCUUGCACCCGAGCCACUACAUCCUUACCAAGGCACUCCGUGUCCUCGCCGACUGCAACACCAAGAUCGGCAACAUCGAGACGGCGUAUGCGAACCGCAAGGAGGUCAUCGCGCGCCUCACCGCCGUCGUGCCACGGUACUCGUUCUUGAUGGGCAACUGCUACUUUGAUCUUGGCGACAUUCUCACAAUCUGCCUCAAGCACGACGUGUGGAAGGACGACGUCGAGGUCGCUGCCAAGCGCGCCGAGGCUGAUGCUGCCUUUGCCACGUGCGUCGACAUCCGAACGAUCUGCUUUGUGGAGGAGCACCCGCUUGUCGUCGAAGCGCGGAAGCGCCUGGCGUAG